GUGAAGCUUGUGUAAUUGGAAAGACUCAUAAAGUCAGUUUCAGUCAGGCUAAGCAUGUCACCAAAGAAAGAUUGGACUAUGUCCACUCGGAUCUAUGGAGCUCACCAAACGUGCCACCGAGCCUCAACCAAAGCCAGUACUUUAUCUCAUUUACAGAUGAUCGCACAAGAAAGGUGUGGUUAUACUUCCUAAGGUUUAAAGAUGAAGCCUUCAGAGCUUCGUUAACUGGAAGAAGAUGGUCGAGACACAAAGCGAAAGAAAGGUCAAGAGGUUGAGAACUGACAACGGCUUGGAGUUCUGCAACCGACAGUUCGAUGGAUUCUGCAAGGAGAAUGGUAUUGUAAGGCACAGAACGUGUACCUACACGCCACAACAAAACGGCGUGGCCGAGAGACUCAAUAGGACGAUCAUGAAUAAAGUCAGAAGCAUGUUGAGUGAGAGUGGCUUAGAACUGAAAUUUUGGGCUGAAGCAGCAUCAACCGCCGUGUAUCUAAUAAAUAGGUCACCUUCAUCUGCUCUGGAGUUCAAGAUACCAGAAGAGAUGUGGACAUCAUCCACCCCAGACCUCAGUAAUCUUAAGAGAUUUGGCUGCUUGGCGUAUGUUCACUCCACAGAAGGCAAGCUAUUACCAAGGGCCAAGAAAGGGGUAUUUACGGGUUAUCCAGAUGGAGUUAAGGGAUACAAGGUGUGGCUACUGGAGGAACAGAAAGUAGUGAUCAGCCGGAAUGUAGUGUUCAGAGAAGAACAAGUCUAUAAAGAUGUGAGUACAGGAAAGUUUGAAGACGAAGCUUCAAAGACUAACUCUGUGCUUAUUGACCUGAAGCAACUCAAAGAGGAUGAUUUAGAGAUGACAUCUCCGGCAGGAACUUCACAGUCAGAACAUGAAGAAACAGAACAGAGUAGUAGCGACCUCAGUGAUUAUCAGCUGGCUAGAGACAGAGUCAGGAGGCAGACAAGACAACCACCAAGGCUGAUGGAUUAUGAAUGUGAAGUAACAGAUGGUGAAGAUCAGUUUGCAGGGUUCGUUUGUCUCAUGUCUGAAGAUACAACAACUGAACCAAACUCAUUUCAAGAGGCUAUGUCCGAUCCAGACAACGACAAGUGGACAGAAGCAGCUCAAGAUGAGAUGACAUCUUUGGAAGCAAACGAUACAUGGGAGCUAAUAGAAAGACCAAAAGAUCAGAGGGAAAUAGGGUGUAGGUGGUUAUUCAAAAGAAAGGCAGGGAUUGCAGGAGUAGAACCACCGAGAUACAAAGCACGUUUAGUUGCGAAAGGCUAUUCCCAAAAGGAAGGAAUAGAUUACCAAGAGAUCUUUGCUCCGGUCGUAAAACACGUAUCAAUCAGGUUUGUGCUAUCCGCAGUUGCUCACUUUGACAUGGAACUGCAGCAAAUGGACGUCAAGACGGCAUUUCUGCAUGGAAACUUGGAGGAGUUUAUAGUCAUGGAGCAACCUGAGGGGUUCAUAGACAAGAAGUUUCCAAACAGAGUAUGCAGACUCAAGAGAUCUCUGUAUGGGUUGAAACAAAGCCCACGACAGUGGAAUAAGAGGUUUGACGACUUCGUAAGAGCAAAGGAGUAUGUGAGAAGUGAGUAUGGUCCAUGCGUCUACUUUAAGACAAACAGUCAAGGGGAAUUCAUCUACAUGCUUCUUUACGUGGACGACAUUCUCAUAGUGUCAGUGAACAAGACAGAAGUUCAAAAGCUGAAGAAAGUGUUGAGUGCUGAGUUCGACAUGAAGGAUCUGGGAGAUGCCAAGAAGAUUUUGGGAAUGGAGAUCACAAGGAACAGAGAGAAGGGAGAAUUAAGUGUAUCCCAAGAGGGUUACUUGUGGAAGGUCUUGGGAAAGUUCGAAAUGGAUCAGUGUAAAGAAGUAGCUACUCCGUUGGGUGCUCACUUUAGUCUAAAAGCAGCAACUGAUAAAGAACUACAGUCUCAGGAGGAGUAUAUGAAGAGGAUUCCGUAUCAGAACGCAGUUGGCAGCAUUAUGUAUUCCAUGGUUGGGACGCGUCCGGAUUUGGCUCAUGUAGUCGGGGUUAUUAGUAGGUUUAUGACUAAGCCGAUUAAGGAGCACUGGCAGGCGGUGAAGUGGGCUCUGAGAUACAUAAAGGGUUCUGUGGAUACGCGAUUGAGCUUCAAGAGCAAGGGUGAUUUUGUUGUGAAAGGUUAUUGUGAUUCUGACUACGGUGGUGACUUGGAUAAUGCCAAGUCGACUACAGGCAUGGUGUUUACAGCCGGAGGCAAUCCAGUUAGCUGGAGAUCAUCAUUACAGAAGGUAGUAGCUCUUUCCACUACAGAAGCGGAGUACAUAGCCUUAUCUGAAGCUGUUAAGGAAGGAGUUUGGUUGAAACGGUUCGCUGAGGAGUUGGGUUUUCCUCAAGACUCAGUGGAGAUAUUUUGUGACAGUCAAAGUGCUAUUGCACUAUCGAAGAAUGCUGUAUAUCACGAGCGAACCAAGCACAUGGCCACGAAGUAUCACUUCAUCAGAGAUUUGAUCAAAGUUGGAGAAGUCCAAGUAUUGAAGAUUGCUACAGCAAACAAUCCUGCAGAUAUAUUUACCAAGGUUCUACCAGUGUUCAAGAUGAGGGAAGCAUUGAAGAUGCUUCGAGUUACUAAAGACUAGAGAUACUGUCUUUGAGCUAAGUCCGGUAAAGGGCUUAGGGAGGAGCUCGGUGGAGAGCUCGAGAAGGGUCAGGUGAAGGAUUCAGGUUGAGAAGACAGGAAGCUAUAUCCAAGUAAGUGAUAUGAAGACGAACUUGUCUAAGGAGGAGAUUUGUUGGUUAUAGACAAGUCUUGCAUCGGUUUAGGUUCAAUUGCUUAGCUUAGAUUAGACUUGGUUUAGAAUGGUUUAAGCUUGUAAUUGAGAAUAAACCGGAUCUCUCUCUCUCUUUAGCUAGGAGAUACGCGUGUGUCAUGUACACGUGUUAAGGUUAACUAACUCGAGUUAUAAGAGUCUGUUAGCUGUAGUUAAGAGUUAAUAAGCAGAGCUGAUUAGGAGUUGUUAGAUCAGUUGAUGCGAGAUUAACAAGAGAGAGAGUCCGUGAGAUUGAGCUGUAGCGACGGUGACUCGAGUGUGAGAUCAUUCGUUGAAGAUAGUAGAUUGCUGGUUCAAUCCCAGCUCCGGUGAAGUAUAGCGGCCACACACCUAGUUAACGGUGGUGGUGCGGUGAACACUGGGUAAACAGAUCGACGGUGUGCUCCGUAGAAGAGAAGUUCUAAUCGGUUAAAGAUUGACGCGAUCUUCACACUUCCUAUUAUCAAACUUCAAAAGAAUUCUCAAAACCAAAUUGAUAAAACAAGAUCACGUUCUAAUCCUUUUCUAAGGGAGACGUUUCCAUUUUUUGUUUUUUAGCUAUUUUUGUUUUUUUUUUGUUAGUUUUAAUUCUUGGGCAAUUCUCUUAAAUAGAUCAUUUUCAAGUUUUGAUCACAAAAAUAGAUCACGAAGAAGAAAAUGACCAAAAUAUUUAAUUUAAUAGGUAAAAGGACCCUAAUACACUAGAUAUAUAAAAAUAAAAAAAUAAUAAUAACAAAAAUAAAAAAAUAAAAAAAAUAAUAAAAAAAUUAUAGUUUUCGAUUAUUGUUGUAAACUAAUGGGAGAAAGAGAUUGUAUAUUUCUCAUAAUUAUGAAGGCCUUUAUAUAUAUAGGGAAUUAAAGUAGACCGUCAUAGAUAAAUGGAAAGUAUACAAAUCCUAAAGUGAUUAGGAAAAGAAAAUCCUAAGCAUAUAAGGAAAAGGAAACUGUCUAAUUAGAAAGAAAAUAUGCCUAUUUGGUUAUGGCAUUCACAAAUCGGUUCAUAACACUCCUCCUUGAAUGUUAUAACCAUAAGAGUUCGUAAUACGCUUUGGAUGUUGCCUCAUUAAAACCUUUCCAAGAAAAUCCAGUGGGACAAAACCAUGGAUAAGGAAAAAGAGUACAACACGUAUUACAAAACCAUGGAAGAGUCAAAGCGCCCCCCUUGUUGCAGCAGAGCAAUACUAAUGGAUUGGUUUUCAGCAAAUCGUUCAAUUCCAUUUACGAUACUUCUAUGUACGGUCGAUUGCAGCUCAACAAUGGCCUCACUCGUACUCCUCAAAUGGGAUUAGUUUCUUAUUAGUUCGGGUUUUGAUAUGUAAAAAAAGGAACAACCUUUUUGUCUCUGUCGUGGUGUAAAGUUUAUAACUUUUGAGUGGUGUCUCUCUUAUUAGACUUUGUGUGUGUGUUUUGUUAUAAUCUGACAGAUGGAAUAGCUGGAACUUCUUUGCUUGCAAUAUCAAUGAAACUGUCAUUAAGGAAACUGCUAUUGCUUUGGUCUCCUCUGGACUGGCUGAUUUUAGGAUACAUACAUGUCAAUAUUGAUGAUUGUUGGUCCAAUUUGUUACGUGAUUCAAAGGGACAAUUGGUUCCACAUCCUGAAACCUUCCCCCAAGGGAUUAAGCUUCUUGCUGAUUAUGUUCAUUCAAAGGGUCUCAAACUCGGUAUAUAUUCUGACGCUGGGUAGAUUCAAGCUUCAUGCACCUUUGGAGGUGGUUUUUACUAUGAAUCGAUGCUAACAAUGAUGUGAAAGUAAUGUUGGAAGUUGGAGGACGAUACUUAUAAAGAUGGUUGUUUGAAAAUGAUGUGAUAUUACAUGAUGAUGGAGGACACAUGCAAGGCCAAAAAGGUUGUGGUUUACCGGUGGUGUCAUUUUAUUACGAAAGUUAUUCAUAGCUUUUUUGCAUGCUUCCUGAUAUCACCAAGAGAAGUCAUUUUUUGUCUUAUGCAUUUGUAUAUUUUGUGUCUCAAACAAUCAAAAUGGAAAUAAUUUUAUUCAUAUAUCCGAGAUUUCUUUCUUAUGGAAA
Brassica rapa (field mustard) is the source of this 4815-nucleotide messenger RNA. Its product is annotated as retrovirus-related Pol polyprotein from transposon TNT 1-94. Gene Ontology annotation, biological process: DNA integration. Gene Ontology annotation, molecular function: nucleic acid binding. NCBI's taxonomy places the organism in Eukaryota, Viridiplantae, Streptophyta, Magnoliopsida, Brassicales, Brassicaceae. The record is from RefSeq and is a predicted model, not a curated record.